Molecule: messenger RNA, 3877 nt
Organism: Herpailurus yagouaroundi (jaguarundi)
Lineage: Eukaryota; Metazoa; Chordata; Mammalia; Carnivora; Felidae
Gene: DCX
Product: doublecortin
Exons: 7
Coding region: 160-1260 (366 amino acids)
Biological process (GO): neuron migration; axoneme assembly; photoreceptor cell development
Cellular component (GO): axoneme; neuron projection
Molecular function (GO): microtubule binding
Source: RefSeq, a predicted model, not a curated record
AAGCUGGACAAGGCACUAGGACCUAGAAGGCAUCUAUCCACCCUGGCAGGAAUUUCUUGCUUGGAGCUCAGACAACAAAGGCAUAGAGAGAUUGGUUUUCUUUCUCUCAGCAUCUCCACCCAACCAGCAGAAAACCGGUCUCUGAGGUUCCACCAAAAUAUGGAACUUGAUUUUGGACAUUUUGACGAAAGAGACAAGACAUCCAGGAACAUGCGAGGCUCACGGAUGAAUGGGCUGCCCAGCCCCACUCACAGCGCCCAUUGUAGCUUCUACCGAACCAGAACCUUGCAGGCACUGAGCAACGAGAAGAAAGCCAAGAAGGUACGUUUCUACCGCAAUGGGGACCGCUACUUCAAGGGGAUUGUGUACGCUGUAUCCUCUGACCGUUUUCGCAGCUUUGACGCCUUGCUGGCUGACCUGACUCGAUCUCUGUCUGACAACAUCAACCUGCCUCAGGGAGUGCGUUACAUUUACACCAUUGAUGGAUCCAGGAAAAUCGGAAGCAUGGAUGAACUGGAGGAAGGGGAAAGCUAUGUUUGCUCCUCAGACAACUUCUUUAAAAAGGUGGAGUACACCAAGAAUGUCAAUCCCAACUGGUCUGUCAAUGUGAAGACAUCCGCCAAUAUGAAAGCCCCCCAAUCCCUGGCUAGCAGCAACAGUGCCCAGGCCAGAGAGAACAAGGACUUUGUGCGCCCCAAACUGGUGACCAUCAUUCGCAGCGGGGUGAAGCCUCGGAAGGCUGUGCGUGUGCUUCUGAACAAGAAGACAGCCCACUCUUUUGAGCAAGUCCUCACUGACAUCACCGAAGCCAUCAAGCUGGAGACUGGGGUUGUCAAAAAACUCUACACUCUGGAUGGAAAACAGGUAACCUGUCUCCAUGAUUUCUUUGGUGAUGACGAUGUGUUUAUUGCCUGUGGUCCUGAAAAAUUUCGCUAUGCUCAGGAUGACUUUUCUCUGGAUGAAAAUGAAUGCCGAGUCAUGAAGGGAAACCCAUCGGCCACAGCUGGCCCAAAGGCCUCUCCAACCCCUCAGAAGAGUUCAGCUAAGAGCCCUGGCCCCAUGCGCCGGAGCAAGUCUCCAGCUGACUCAGGUAACGACCAAGACGCAAACGGGACCUCCAGCAGCCAGCUCUCCACCCCCAAGUCUAAACAGUCACCCAUCUCCACGCCCACCAGUCCUGGCAGCCUCCGGAAGCACAAGGUAGAUCUGUACCUGCCUCUGUCCUUGGAUGACUCAGACUCGCUCGGUGAUUCCAUGUGAAGGAGAAGAGAACGUUCAGAGUCCAGAGUACAAAUCCAAGCUUACCGUUACAAUAGGGUACUUCUGCUCAAGGGUCCAACACGGCUACUGGUGCUUUCAAGUUUUUAUUUUUUUGUUGUUGUUAUUUUUAAAAACACACUGUAAUAUGUUGGGUUUAUUUUCCUGUGAUUUCUCCUCUGGGCCACUGAUCCACAGUUAACCAACCAUAAGAGAUAGAUUGAUAACCAUCCUUUGGGGUAACUUUCCGGGGAUGCAAAAUGUGCUAGUCCAUGACCUUUCUAUUGAACACGUAGGCGCCUGUGCUAUUUCUCCCCUGCCUCACUUUGCUCAUACACGCGACAGUCUUCCUUCUGUAGAGGGUUGUUUACAUACAUAGCACUUCAAAUGUGUAUGUGGGAAAGAAACUCAUUGGCAAAUCCAAGAGUGACAAACACAAGUGCCCCUUGUCUCCCGAUCUCAAGAAUGCUGGAGACUCCCGGGAGGACGGCAAGGCAGCUCCCCAGGCUCGCGCUUCACUCCUGAUUGAGCCCCCCAGUUUGUUGUCCCACAACAAUUCUGGCUGUCAAGGGGGAGAAACACCAGCAACUUGUAAUUCUGACACCAGAUGUUUAGGAUCCCCGUGCAGGGCUAGCUAAAAAGAGACUAGGCAGAACUGAGUGAGAAACACUGUAGACAUUUCAGUAGAGUUUCUAAAGCACAGUGAAUUUCUUGUCGAUCUCUCCAGUGGGGCACUUUGGAAUCAAUAAGCAAUUAAGAAUUGGUGGUGAGGGACUUCAUAUACCCGAGUCCUCUAGGAAGCUAACAUAGCGAGUUAUUACACAAAACUGUACGGUAUCCAUCUAUCUCUGUUCUAUUGAAUGCCUUGUAAACAGCCAACACUGAAAACACUGUGAGAAUUUGUUUUCAGGUCUGACACCUUUCGGUCGCUUUUUAUAGCAAGAAACCAAUAUCCUUUUUAUAAAACCUCGUGUCUGUAUUUCAGGAGCAAACUCUUCAGGCUCCCUUUUUAUAAACUGGUGAUUUUUCUUUUGUCUAAAAAACACAUGCAGAAAAUUUACCAAAAAAAAAAAAUGCAGAAGAAUAACGUAGUUUAGAAAUCAUGCUGUCACUGCCAAACAGAAACCUCCAGAAGGAAACAAAAUGAAUAGCAGAGGCCAAUUCAAUAGAAUCAGUCUUUUGAUAACUUUUUAACAGUUAUGCUUACAUUAAUAAUUUCAAUGUGGACCAGACAUUCUAAUUAUAUUUUAAACGAAAUGUUACGGCAUAUUUUAAGCAGCUCUUUUUUAUCGAUAAUCCUGAUAUUUCAUACUGAAGACACAGAAACCUUGCGCUUGUCUUUACCGCUAGAAAGGAUUUCUCUUUGCUAAGGACUGAUCAUUUGAAAUAGUUCUCGGUCUUUGAGGUACCGGUUCAUAACACUGCUUUUUGUCUGUAAUCAUAGCCCAUAACGGCAAAGACAACUAAAUUUAAGGGAAAGCCAUGCAUGCCAAUUCUGUGUUUGCUUUUAGCAGAUAUGAAGAUUUCCUUAUUUCUUUGUAAUUGUUCGGAUAGUUUGCAAGGGGCAGCAUUCAAAGCUGAGCCGCUGUUUGGCUAGUGUUGUUCCUCCACUUGUGCUGGAAUGAGCUUGGUGUGUGUGUGCGUGUGCGUGUGUGUGUGUGCACAUGUAUGCGCAUGUGCGUGCACCAGCCGUUCCUUCAAGAUUAGGAUCGUGGGUCGUACAUGGAUCGGUGGCAACUUGGUGGCGUUGCUGAUGUGCGCUAUGUAGAAGGGAACCCAGGGGAGGAUGGGGUAUCUCAGAUACCCGUGGACGAGCUUCAGGUGUCCGUAGCUACAAGAAAUACUUUUGGUUCGAGAAAAGUCCUGAUGAUGGUAGUACUGAUUCCUGGUCACAUGGGUCAUUGAAGAACCCCAAAUCGUGAGAACCUCCUUUUGCCCCUCUCCUUUAUGUGUAGGCCUGUUAGAAACCAUUAAGAAGCCCAUUUUACCUACCCCCUACUUCCUUGUGGAAGCUCCAGGUUUUCUUAGUGCCUCCCAGAACAAUUUGUAGUUAAUUGGGAAAAAAGAGCAAGCCAGAGGAGGAGUUCAGAUUUCCUCCUCUGCAGGCCCGAAGCCACCUCUCUGAGCGUUUCCUUGAUCGUGGCGUAUGUACUCAAUGGACAUAUUUUCUGUGGAGUGACCUUUGAUCCAACCGUCUUCUGUAAUAAAAGUAGAUGUUUCCAUCUUCCUUGUAAUCAGUUAGAAGAGAAUGUUUCUGUACCGCCACUUCAGGGGGCUUGGUAUAGUUCCAAAUCCAAGCCUUUAAUAAGUGCAUUUUAAAUUGGCCCAUUUUCAAGGCAGAAAAGAAAAAAAAAACCCAAAACAUUGGAACGGAGCGCCUUCACCCCUGUCGUUCAUUCCCGAUUUUGCCCAAUCCGGUUUUAGCACUGAAGUCAUUCAGCAAGCAUCUGCCACCACUCUCCUCCCCCCCUGCCCCAUCCUCCCUCCCUGUUUUACGCGUGCACACACACACACACGUGCACACACACACACACACACACGCACACACACACAUACACAGUCCAUCUGUUGCUUGUUCCUACCUCCUGAUUUUUCUCCCUUACAGAAAUAGAAAUAGGGA